CAAUCUUAUUAAGAUUUUCUUUUCAAUUCUCCUGGGUGAUUUCUGAGCUGAACGCCUAAUGGAAAACGCUUCUGGUCUCUCCGAGGCCCAAGCCGUGCUGCUGGCGGCACAUCUGGCUUCUGAAUCCGAAGUGACCUCAUUUUGGGCUUUAGCAAACUCACAUUCCCAGUUUCUUCCCAAGGAGCUGUUAUUGCGAUUACUUUUAACAUAUCUUCCGGAAAGCACGAGCCCAUCUAAUUUCUGCUGGCUUAUACAGCGUCUCGUCACGGAAGAAGUUGAUUCCAGCUCUGAGGGCUCUUUCGAUGCCACGCCCGUCAAAGGAUUGACCGAGAGCCAGUCGCGAAAACGAGUCCAACGCCUCCAGCUUCUUCCACUUGCUUGUCCGUCAUACGCCUUAGAUGAUUCGGUAGAUCUCAUAACUCGAUUUCUGAUAUGUCGUAUUCAUCGAAUUGACUCCGAGACCGGUCUCCUCGCGCAAGUGCCGCAACUCCUCGAACCAUUUCUACACCAUUCGGACGAAUUACGAUGCUGGUUUAUUUCACGCGUCCUACCCCUACUACGACUCAGUUACGAAUACUAUCCAGAAUCUUAUACGGUAUUCUCUCUCUCCGAAUUUGAGAAGUUAUCCGGAGAAACUGCGGUCCAUAAUCUCUUGUCUAAAUGCGGCGAGACUGGGGCCCACGAGAACAUAGGGAGGGACCUGAGAAACUUAGUAGGCCCUUGGAUGUAUGGGAGUGGAAAGAAUAAGCGGCGGAAGCUGAAUGCUGAGCAUCACGAGGACAAGAACAAUGGUCGUCCUUAUGAACCUUUGAAUGACGCAGACGGUGCUGAGUGGAAAUUUGUCUUUGAAUGGCUCCUGUCAACGGCGAGGACGACAUUCAGCCUCGCUGUCGACGCAGUUCAAGGCUGGGAUGGGCCCGGAGAUGUCGACUGCGGUGGCUACAAUGAAGGUCUGGGCUAUCUGGAUGAAAGUGUUCAACAAUCUCUAGAACUGCAGUAUGCGCAAACCGCGCUAGCAUCAGUUUACGCCACUGAUGAAGCUUCGCCCGCAGCUUUGGAAGGAGCCUAUCAUAUUUUAGUCCGAAUAACGGAGCUCAUGCAGCUGGAUGUGCCUCCGGAAGUAUUUUCGCCUCAUAGCAGUCUUUCAAGAUUCGGGGAUUUGGCGGGGAGCAUCAGAGACUGGUCUACCAUGUUACUGCUGCAGAAUGCCUUACUCCAGCCUAAGAACCCUCUGACAACUCCAGAAAAGAACUCAAUCAAGUUCAUGGAGGCCGUGCUGUCUUCUGCAAAUAUACUCACAAAGCUUGGCGAGACUCUCUCCUUGCGAGCAAUUGCGGAGCUGAUCCUUUCAAAGAGCAAAGAUCAGCAAAAGAAAAAGCUCCAGAAAGUUUUACAUAAUCUUUCAGCUGGGCCAAAAAGAGACGAGGGAGAAUGGGCUCAGAUUGUUCAGGACCUCCGCUGGCUAUGGGGUUGGGGCACAGAGGACGCGUCUCAGGCUGGGUAUCCUGGUCAAGGAGUAUUUGGAAAUGUCGAGAUCAAUUUCCUAGAAAGAGAGAUCUUGAAGCUUCUUAUAUCAAAGAAUUGUAAUGAGCUUGUUGUAAAAGCAUACAUCACGGAUUCUGCGCAAAGGUUGACAAAGGAUGAAGUCGAGAAAGUCAUACUUGACAGUGUCUUAAAUGCGUACGACAAUGCUAGCAAUGGAAAUCGCACGCGCGGCGGGAUUAAAAAGGCUUCUGACAUAAUUCGCGCCUUUCAGGGCUAUUUCCCCAGUUCCAGUGGUUUCCGCCAUGCGAAUGCCCUAAUCGCUGCUACCCAUUCAUUGUCAUUCUAUUCUCUCACCCUACAACACGGCGUUCCAUUUCAGCCAGUGGCUAUCCGAGUCCAACAAGACCCUCUGACACUGAUUAAUAAAGUGUUGGAUCAAAACCCAAAAAGCUAUACGAAUUUAGAUGAUCUCCUUGAGAUUAGUCGCAAUUUCGUGGCCGCAGGCAUAAUCAAAGAUGGCAAUACAAUAGCCGACUCGGCCCCUUCAGGUCAUUCUACCAAGCAGCAGACCCACAAUGUGGAAAGGCGUGUAAUCGGAAUGGCCAUUGAAGCUGCUCUUACGGAAGAUGAUUUUGAGACGGCAUACUCUUACGUCAUAACUCGUCUCAAUCCGUUCUCGCGGCCUGCAGCUGGUACCACCGGGGACAAAGAGAUUAACGAGAGCGAUAGCAUUUCGUGGCGAGCUGCUUUCCAGGCGGGACGGUAUAGGCCGGGUCGGUCAAGUGCUGGCCCUGAAGAACUUCGCAAUCUCGAGCAACGAAUGGAACUGCUCUCGCAGGCACUCAUGCUGGCUCCGCCAGCUGCGCUUUCCGAAAUCCUCGGCGUCUGGCGCCGCUGUGAAGAAGAGCUCACCAUGCUCCUAGCGCAAGAAAGCGAGGAAGAAACUCGUUGGGAUGACCGCGGCGACGGCAAAGUACCCGGUGGGUUCAUAGAGUCUUCCGGUGUCACGCGCACGAAUAGAACCACCGCUGCCACUCGCCGCAUCAACGACGAAGCACCAAUGGGAUUAUUCGACGUUGCAAAGGGUGCUGCUGCAGCCCUGAGUCGGUCGGCCUUUCCACUCCGCGGUGCCGGUGCCGGUGCCAUGGCCGCGGCCUCCACCGCAACACCUCGCGAGUCUUCUCAUUCCAGAGAUCUCAGUGCAAGCAUGAUCAGCAAUGCCGACAGCGAUUCGGUAAGCUUAGCCGGCAGCGAGCGCGAGAAGAGGAUCCGAAAGAGAGAUGUGGUCAGCAACAUGGUUACUGGCGGACUGGCAUCAGGAAUCGGCUGGGUUUUGGGCGCCACGCCCGUAAAUCCGCAAGAACAGCAUCAUAGUCCUGAAAAGGAAUAGACUCCGAGAAAACCAUUAUACCUGGCUCCUUGCUGUCGCCUACUCCUUCAUCACACUUCUCCUUGUCUCAUCCUGCCCAACUCACCCAGGGCCAAUUUUCGUCUAUGCAACUGAGAUAGUUGCUCUUCUCAUCUGCUUCACCUGUCACACGGAGCAGCAAAAUAGCCUCCCACUACAUUAUUCCUUGCAUCUCAACCAUGUCUCCUGAAACCAAGGACACACAUACUUCCCCCAUUUAUCCCGCCAAAAAGGUUACUCGCAUCAAACGUAUUAUUAUCACUUUGAUUUUUUAACUCUCAUGAUACCACCAAAAUUCUUUCUUUUCAUCCUUGAUGUCCUCAAAUAUAUAUAUAGCGAGCUAUCCCAUUCACCCCUAAUUCUACAUGUAGUUACGCAUAGCUUUAUCUAUCAUCACUCAGCUUCUCCAG
This is a messenger RNA of Xylona heveae TC161, 3303 nucleotides long. RefSeq names its product secretory pathway Sec39. Lineage: Eukaryota; Fungi; Ascomycota; Xylonomycetes; Xylonales; Xylonaceae. The transcript has 4 exons. The coding region runs from base 59 to 2875 and encodes 938 amino acids. Gene Ontology annotation, biological process: retrograde vesicle-mediated transport, Golgi to endoplasmic reticulum. The record is from RefSeq and is a predicted model, not a curated record.